GCCUUACCAUUACCGUACUAGGGGAGAAGCUGGCUAUGCGAUAUUGGGUUCUCAACCCUCAAUCACGCGCACAGAGUCUAUGGCUACCUUAUCAUCGAGUUGUGUGCUGGCAUCCUUAUGGCAGCGACGUUAAAGAUGUCGGACCGAAGGCAGAAAUCAUACUUAGAUUUCCCUAGUCCAACGCUAGUCACCACGACAUACCAGUAACCAUUGCUUCUAUUGCCAGGUUACGAGCUAUGGAUCCGGAAUGGGGCGAUGAGUCUGAAGCCUCAACUGUCGGCGACGAGCAGGAGGAUACUAUCAAUGAGAUUGUCGCCGAAGUUAUCGAUCAGAUUCUCACGGAAUUUAGCCGACAACUCGGGAUUCGACAACCGGAAGACUCGUCACCGCCACGUUCAUUGGAGCCCAAGGUGCCCGAGACUGAGGAAGAGUAUCGAGAAUAUGUCUGGAGUUACAUUGAGAAUAAACUCCGUUCGUAUUAUCAACCGGGUGACCAAUACGUGGAAGAGAUAGUGAAAAGUGCAGCUGUCCGCGCCAGGAGUCUCACACAGAAGUAUGAGUUGAAAGCUGAAACCACGCCAAAGUUGGCCAUUAUGGCCUUAUAUGACUUUGUGAUACUUUGCGACGAUAGCAAGUCGAUGAGAAAAGACAAGGGCACUCGCAUACGGGCUCUCGAAGAAACUUGUCAACGUGUUGCUGAAAUCGCUAGCGCUGUACACGAACAGGACGUGUAUCUCCGGUUUCUAAACAAUGCAGAAGAUCGGCAUUUAAACAAGUUGUCUCCUAAUGAGAUCCAAGGUCAAAUGAAGAAGAUAAAGUAUUCUGGGUUGACCAGACUGGGAACUGUGCUCAGAACCAAAAUCGUUGAGCCUCUCAUUUACGAUCCUGUGAUAAAUGGCCUGUCUGCGAAGCCAGUGAUUACUAUUGUCGUAACCGAUGGACGUCCAGAAGGUGAACACGAGAACUGUUUUGGGGAGACUAUCUUGAACUGCAAACAGAGGCUGAGUGAACUUUCCAUGCAGCCAGCUGGUGCGGUGUUUCUCAUCUCCCGAGUUGGCAAUGAUGCCAAUGCAGAGACAUUCCUGAGUAAUCUCAAGAUGAAUGAGGAACUACGAGAGAUGCUCUAUUGUUGCCAGGACCAGCUGGAUGAGCGACGGGAAGUAUUCCGUAGAGCUGGCAAAGAUGGUCGAUACUCUUCGUAUCUUAUUGAAUUAUUUGUCGCCGCACUAGAUAGCCAGGCUAGAUAGACUAAGUCAGUGACUCCCAACAUUUCAUAUGAGAGUACAUUCUCUGUAUAUAGCCUGAAAUAUAGUCCAG
Molecule: messenger RNA, 1317 nt
Organism: Aspergillus welwitschiae
Lineage: Eukaryota; Fungi; Ascomycota; Eurotiomycetes; Eurotiales; Aspergillaceae
Exons: 4
Coding region: 237-1247 (336 amino acids)
Source: RefSeq, a predicted model, not a curated record